AUGGCUUCCAUAUCAAUGCAGACACCAAGGAAAGGCAAAGAGUUCCCUGAACAGCACGAAAACAACGACGAGCGGUUCGACCUCUCGCCCACGGGGACGACAACGAGCUACGCCUCGUCAUCGACUAUUGCCGCCACCGGCCCCAGUUCGCCAACGGACCGCGACGAGACCCACAACACUACGACGAAAACAACGACAGCGGCGGCGACAAAGUCCAAAUCGAUACGGAGCGAAGGCGAGAUCACACUACACGGCCCGCUCAGGGUCACUGGUUCCGUGGGGGCUGGUGGAAACAUAGCGUUCAAUGGCGAUUUUGAUGUGAGGGACAGAAUCGAGGCCUACGGGGCUAUUGAGGUUAAUGGGAAUCUGGUGUGCAACGGGAGGCUGAAGGCAUAUGGGAACAUUCAAGUCGUCGGGUACAUGUCCAUUGGCGAUGACCUCAAAGGCUUCGGCAAGUUGAGGAUCACCGGGACGUGUGAGGCCAAUGAUCUGGAGAUCUAUGGCAAUACGACGAUCAACGGGUUUUUAAGAAUGACUCUUUACGGGUCACUGACGAUCGUGGGGCCAAACUCGGGAUACCACGUCGAGGAAGAGCAGAAGGUUUGGGGCGCAAUAAUUAGCCGCGAGGAAGACGUGGGCUGGUGA
Colletotrichum navitas is the source of this 645-nucleotide messenger RNA. RefSeq lists its product as uncharacterized. The record is from RefSeq and is a predicted model, not a curated record. NCBI's taxonomy places the organism in Eukaryota, Fungi, Ascomycota, Sordariomycetes, Glomerellales, Glomerellaceae. Bases 1 to 645 code for a protein of 214 amino acids. The transcript has 4 exons.